AUGUUUCAAAAACGUAACCCAAUUAACGCUUCCGAGGGAAUACAAAAAAUGCAGAACCUGAUCAAUGAAAACUUCAGAUACGUGCCCCGCUGGAACAGCAGCGGAAAUCCGGGGUAUCAGAAACCCACGACGUUCGUGAAGCAGGACGUGGUGACCAAUUUGGGCUUCCUGAAGCAAGCCGCCGCGCAGAAGUCGAAUUUCGCGUUGAACGAUUUGGAACCGUUGACUCUAAUAGACACGCUGGAUUAUUACGAAAGCCGCGCCAGCAAAGGAAAAAAGGCGCGGAGGAAGCGCAAGCCGGCCAAGCAACAGCAGGAAUUGAAGGAGACCAAAUCUUCGACGGCUGUCGAAAAGACGAAAUCAGGAAAAGCGGGGCGACCCAAAGAAGUUUCCGCCACGAAAACGAUCCGAAAAUCGAUAUUGCCCAAAUCCAAAAAAGACGAAAUCGAGCAAAAUAAGCUGAGGAAAGAGUUGCAUUUCGCGAGCUCCGAGGGCAGCCUGAAGAUUUCGAAAGUGCACAGAGAGAGCGUGCCCACGUGGAGAACGAUAAAAAAAUUCCAGAAAAAUUUGGAAUUGAAAGGUUUCAAUGUGAUAAUGGAUAGUCGGACGAAAAAGCAAAACCCGAUGAUCAACAACAAUCCGGCGUGGCAGUUAUUAAAAGAGAGAAUGAAGUAUAUGUAA
Molecule: messenger RNA, 681 nt
Organism: Phyllotreta striolata
Lineage: Eukaryota; Metazoa; Arthropoda; Insecta; Coleoptera; Chrysomelidae
Source: the annotation of a GenBank genome assembly